UAAUGUUACAUUACAGUGUCCUCAUCACAUCAGUAGUGUUAUUGUCUACAUGAUGUGUUAAUAAAGGGAAAGUUCAUAUUCAUCGUCUCCAGCACCACCCCAACAUCAACAUAUGUGAAAAUGGUGCGUUUCUAUGUUCUGUAGUAAAAAAAUAUAGAGGAAUAUAUGUGUUUCCAAUGACAUCAUCAUUGUGCAUCGUGUGAUUUUGACCAGUUGUGAGGAGGCAUUGCCUACUAAUUACCUAUUAAUGGUUGACUAAUUAUGUCAUUGGAAGCACGUGUCUUCCUCUAUAUUCACUAAAGUAGUUUUUAUUUUAUUUUUCUCCCUUUUAAUGAAAUGUAUUGUUCCCAGGUAAAUGAAGUACACAUUUCAGUCAGAUGAGUGCAUGGUCAUCACUAUACCUCUGGGCAGUCUCAGAAAUGCUCCGGAGGGCCAGCUGAUGCCUGAGAACUUCCACUGUGUCUUCAAAGAUGUCUAUAAGGUCUUCCUCAAGGGUCAGCCUAAAGCUCUGGGGGCGGCUCAGCUCAUUGCUGGAGUCCUUGUCUUGAUUCUGGGGCUACUGUUUGUCCAGCACAGCCCAUUAGUUCUGAUCUACACCAUGCCCAGUGUCCUGUUUGUUGCUGCCGGAAUGCUGACCUAUGCUGCAGGUCAUUCUCCAAGUAUGUGUGUGACCAAACUGUCAUUUUCCUUGAACAUUGUCAGCUGUUUCUGGACAGUAGCUGCUGUUGUUCUCUGCACUCUCCAUGCCUCUCAUGGUUUCUACGGGGACCAUCAAGAGGUAUUUUCUGGUAUCAAAUGGAUAAUUGUGGUUCCCCUGGUCAUUGAACUGGUUGUUGCCAUGGUGGCGAUCUACUGGGAGAGUAAAGCAGUGUGCAGACAGCACUUCAACAUUCUGCCCAUGGUCACCCUGAAGCAAGAGGUAUGAACCUGAAGGACUGGCAGCAAACAACAAAUAACUAAGUGAAAUAAUGAAUCAUCUUGUAUGCCAUUUGUUUUACUUGUGCCAAUUCACAAGUCACAAUUUACGGACCUCCCGGUCGCGGCCGGUUUACAACAGAGCCUGGGCGCGAACCCAGGCUCUCUGGUGGCACAGCUGGCGCUGCAGUACAGCGCCCUUAACCACUGCGCCACCCGGGAAAAUAGUGAUAUUUUGACACUGUCUCAAAAGUGCAAAUAAGGAAAUGAAAUACAGAAUAUAAUUUAGAAAUACGGGGUUCUUCUACUGAGAAAUAGUAAUAACGUUGCAUACAUUUUUUUGUAGCAGUUUGUCAAAGAGAAAGCUAAUUAUCAUGACAGAUGUUUUACUUACAAUUGCAUUAUGCAAUAUGACAUUUGAAAAUGUUGGUUAUAUUUUAAUCUGACUUGUAUCUGAUUUAAAUGAAUUUAAACAU
Oncorhynchus mykiss (rainbow trout) is the source of this 1391-nucleotide messenger RNA. The record is from RefSeq and is a predicted model, not a curated record. NCBI's taxonomy places the organism in Eukaryota, Metazoa, Chordata, Actinopteri, Salmoniformes, Salmonidae.